Arvicola amphibius (Eurasian water vole) is the source of this 662-nucleotide messenger RNA. It is a transcript of the gene Tnfaip8l3, whose product is annotated as TNF alpha induced protein 8 like 3. The record is from RefSeq and is a predicted model, not a curated record. Bases 48 to 662 code for a protein of 204 amino acids. The transcript has 2 exons. Gene Ontology annotation, cellular component: cytoplasm. Lineage: Eukaryota; Metazoa; Chordata; Mammalia; Rodentia; Cricetidae. Gene Ontology annotation, biological process: regulation of apoptotic process.
CGCCCCGCAGGCGGGCGGUGGUGGAUGCGCGGGCGGAAGCCCACAGUAUGGAUUCAGAUUCUGGAGAGCAGAGCGAGGGCGAGCCUGUGACUGCUGCAGGUCCUCAUGUGUUCAGCUCAAAAAGUCUUGCCCUUCAAGCCCAGAAGAAGAUCCUGAGCAAAAUAGCCAGCAAAACUGUAGCCAACAUGCUGAUUGACGAUACCAGCAGCGAGAUCUUUGACGAGCUGUACAAAGUCACUGAGGAGCACACCCAUAGCAAGAAGGAAGCCCACAAGAUCAUGAAAGACUCAAUCAAGGUGGCCAUCAAAAUCGGUAUCCUCUACCGGAACAAACAGUUCAGUCAGGAGGAAGUUGUAAUUGUGGAGAAACUCCGGAAGAAGCUGAACCAGACUGCCAUGACCAUGGUCAGUUUCUAUGAAGUAGAAUACACCCUUGAUACAAACGUGCUCUCUAAGCUGCUGCAUGAAUGCAAGGACCUGGUCCAUGAACUGGUGCAGCGACAUUUGACACCCAGAACCCAUGGACGCAUAAACCAUGUCUUCAACCACUUUGCUGACGUGGAGUUCCUUUCCACCCUCUAUGGUCCACGUGGAAACUGCAGGCCCAAUCUCAAGAGGAUUUGUGAAGGAAUCAAUAAAUUGUUAGAUGAGAAGAUCCUCUGA